CGAUUCCGGACAACCUCCGCUCGAGGUCUUACAAGGAUACAAGGGACCAAGACCCCGGCCCUCCAACGGUAAUUGACAGACCUCGUACCCGAUGAAUCUCCAGUGUCGCCACCAGAUCUACCACAGUUUAGGUCGGAGGAUGAACGAAAUUGUGCACAAAUACUGGCUUCAGAAACGCAUGUCUUGGCGCAUCAAAAGGUCGACAACCCCCCUGGCUGCUGGAGGUCUUUUAGAAUCGAGCUCAAUGUCGGUGGUUAGGUUGCAUUGGCUCUAGUCAUUUAGUUGCGAAGCAUAAAACUUCACCCUGAGCGGUUGACCCGAUUCUGUUCUUCUUUCGAAAGUGCGUCACUGUAUUAUCCUUUGCGUCGUUCUUGGCUCUGCACGAUCGAAACAGUUCCUGUGCAAAGCGACUGCACGAUCGCUUACUUUUGCAUAAAGCCGAUCCUUGGCGUUCUUAAUCAAGACUGUCAGAAUGGUGAUCGACAUGAAACGAGCAACGGCGUAUCUGGCGUCGUUUGCUGCUUACAUUACUUCGGUCAAUGCUCUUUGCGCAUCUACAGGUGCUCAAUGCUGUGGCGCUCUCGCGAAGGUCCUUCCCGGCCAGGUUUUCUAUCCUAACACUACAGUCUAUAAUGAACGUGUCGAGGCCAUCUGGUCUGCCACGGCUGCACUGCAUCCAUGGUGCUUCGUGCUCCCCGAGAGCACGAAUAACACAUCAGUAGUGAUUGAAACUCUUGUGGUUAACCAAUGCCCCUUCGGUAUCAAAGGCGGUGGCCACACACAUUUCGCUGGUGGUAACAGUAUUCACGACGGAGUCACGAUCGACUUUGGAUAUCUGAACACUACAACCUACGACGCAGAGAACAAAAUUGCCUCAGUCCCGCCUGGUACGCCUUGGCAGGCAGUAUACGAAACCUUGGAGCCUUUUGGUGUAACAGUCACAGGGGGCCGUGCUGGCGGCGUCGGCACAGCUGGUUUCAUCACCGGAGGUGGGAAUUCAUUCCACUCUACAUCUCACGGGUGGGCAUGCGACAAUGUCAAGAACUUCGAGGUAGUCCUGUAUAACGGCACAGUCAUCAACGCCAACAUAGAUAAGAAUAAUGACUUGUGGCAAGCACUCAAAGGUGGAUCAGGAAACUUUGGUCUUGUCACACGCUUCGACAUGUAUGUCAUUGAGUUCCCAGACUCUGCAAACCCGAACAUCUGGGGUGGUAUCGCACAGUACGAACUCAGUGCUGCUGAUGAUCUGAUUGAUUCUUAUGUCGACUUCACCGAGAACAACUACCUCGAUAAGAACAGCUCCACCAUGCUUUACUGGGUCUACAGUCACUCGUCAAGAUCACUCAUAGUGCAGGUGGCGAUGGACAACACUCUCAAUAUCGCAUAUCCCUCGGCUUAUGAUCGCUAUCUCAACACUUCAGGGAUCAUUGGUACCUCAUUGAGAUCUGCCCCUAUGUACGAGAUCACUGCCGAGUUCGAUGCAGGCCAGCCAGAUGGCCUCCAAAACAUCUGGAUUACGAGUGCUUACAAGAACGAUGCCCGCAUUAUCAAGUAUGCCGCAGACAAGCACGAAGAGCUUAUCGUGGGAACUUUGGCCGGCCUAGUCAGCAACGACAGCGCUUUAGUGUCAUUGUGCUCAGCCUUCCCGCUUACACAGGCAAUGAUUGAGCACGGUAACGCCAACGGUGGUAACGUGAUGAACCUCGAGCAAAAGUCAGGCGGUGAUAACGGUGUGCUAUUCCUUGCCAGUCUAGCAAUCGACGGCGAGGAGAACGCAGCCAUUGCACUGCCCAUCAUGAGACAGUGGGUUGACGAGGUCGACGCCUAUGCCACGUCGCUCGGUGUCAACUGGGAUUGGCAAUUCUUGAACUAUGCUCAUGGGGCAUUCCAGCAAUCUAUCGCGACGUAUGCGACAGAGAAGAUCAGGGCCGCUUCGCUUAAGUACGAUCCUGAUCAGGUUUUCCAGAAACUCCGCAAGACUGGUCACAAGAUCCCCACGGAAUCGUAAGAAGGAC
This is a messenger RNA of Truncatella angustata, 2015 nucleotides long. RefSeq names its product FAD binding domain-containing protein. The record is from RefSeq and is a predicted model, not a curated record. Gene Ontology annotation, molecular function: FAD binding. Bases 473 to 2008 code for a protein of 511 amino acids. NCBI's taxonomy places the organism in Eukaryota, Fungi, Ascomycota, Sordariomycetes, Amphisphaeriales, Sporocadaceae. The transcript is spliced from 3 exons.